AUGGACGUAGAGCUGUACGUCUACGACCUCUCCAAGGGUCUCGCCCGCCAGUGGUCCCUCCCCCUAACGGGCACGCACAUCGAUGCCAUCUACCACACCGCCAUCGUGCUCAACGGCGUGGAAUACUACUUCGGCCAUGGCAUCCAAACAGCCUACCCGGGGAGCACACACCACGGCCAGCCCAUGGAAAAGGUCCAUCUGGGCCAGACAGAGCUGCCCCUGGACUCCUACGACCUCUUCCUCCACAACUGCAACAACUUCACCCAAGACCUGGCCAUGUUCCUCCUGGGCAAGAGCAUCCCCGACCACAUCCGCAACCUGCCCCAGACCUUCCUCAGCACGCCCCUCGGCCAGAUGCUGAAGCCCCAAAUCGAAGCCGCCUUGCGCCCCAUCACCCAGGCCCCAAGCACCGGCGCACCAACACAAGCCCCUACCCAACCGCCGAGUAAAGUCCACCAGGUCACCAGUCUCGCACAACUCGACCACGAGCUCAACCAAGCCCGUCACUCCGCCGCCAUCAUCUUCUUCACCUCGGCGACCUGCCCGCCCUGCAAAGCGCUGUACCCACUGUACAACUCGCUCGCCGAAGAAGCAGGGUCCAAGGCCCGGCUCAUCAAAGUGGACAUCAGCGGCGCCUACGACGUGGCCAUGAAACACGGCAUCACCGCCACCCCAACAUUCAAGACCUACCUCAAGGGCCAGGAAACCGAGACGUGGAGCGGGGCCAACGCGUCCCAACUGCAGGGCAACCUACGACUGCUGCUCGAGAUGGCCAACCCAGCGCAUCCGCACCGCAAACUCUCGCUCCCGACCUUCCAACGCCCCUGCUCACCCAUCCAAUACAAGAACCUGCCCCCGCUCGCCAAACUCAUCCAGAAACUGCCCCCGGACACCCGCUCCAACAAGAUCCUAACCUCGAUGACAUCCUUCAUCACCCACUCCCUCCAAGACCCCAAGAUAGAAACCCCCCUGCCCCCCGACACGCCCUCCUAUCCAAGCUACAUCGAGGCCCUGCUCCGCGACACGCCAGCCGACGCGCACUUCGCCGUCAUCGACCUGGCACGACUCCUCGUCCUCGACCCGCGCAUCGCCGCCUACUUCGCCGCCCAGAACCCGCCGUCGACACUACUCUCUCUUCUCUCCCUGACUACAACUACAACAACAACAACAACAACAACAACAACAACCGCCACCGCCGCCGCCGACGACGACAACAACAACAACACCACCCAAAGCAAAGAAAAACCAUACAACACAACCCUGACCACCCUCCACCUCCUCGCAAACCUCACGGCCACCCCAUCCGCCCUCCUCUCCACCUCCCCAGCCCUCUCCACCGCAACCCUCUCCACCCUGACCACGUCCCUGUUCCACGCGAACCCUAAGAUCCGGUGCGCGGCCGCCUCCCUGGCCUACAACCUGGCGGCGCAGAACCACAACGCCCGGCUCGACGGAAAGGGCGAUCUCCUCGCCGAAGACGACCAGGUGUCGCUGGUGGCGGGGCUAGCGGAGGCGAUCGCGAACGAGGGGCAGAGCGGGGAGGCGUUGCGGGGGUUUCUGAUGGCGCUGGGGCUGUUGUUGUACGAGUGUGCGGUGGACGGGGAGGUGAGUGAGGUUUGUCGGGUGCUGGGGGUGAAAGAGACGGUGAUGGGGAAGGAGGGGUUGUUGUUUGCUGGGGGGGAGGGGGAGAACUUGAACUUGAACAUGAACUUGGAGGGGUUGAUUGGGGAGGUGGGGAGGUUGGUGGGGGGGUUGUAG
Molecule: messenger RNA, 1758 nt
Organism: Aspergillus bombycis
Lineage: Eukaryota; Fungi; Ascomycota; Eurotiomycetes; Eurotiales; Aspergillaceae
Product: bifunctional C97 family peptidase/thioredoxin family protein
Exons: 4
Coding region: 1-1758 (585 amino acids)
Biological process (GO): protein modification by small protein removal
Molecular function (GO): peptidase activity
Source: RefSeq, a predicted model, not a curated record